GUCUUUCCUCGUCUAGUUAAACAACAACAACAAGAACAACACAACAAUGUCUUGGUUAUCAGAUCUGGCUAGUAAAGCUGAGAAUUUUCUGAAUACUUUGGAUCAUUCAGCUGCAGAAGUUCUUAAGGCAAAUAAUAAUGAACAUCAACCCGUUGAUGAUGAUACUAAUAAUUAUUAUCAUAAGACAAAUAUCUUAAGCACAUCGCAUGAUCUACAUUCUAAUGUUCAACUGUCAUCAUCACAUCAUUCAAGAUAUGAUAUGCCAGUGACAAUCAAACCUGUAGACAUGUUAGAGGGUAUUAUUACUGGAUGUCAGUCAUUCUCCUCAGAAGAAGGUGGUGGAAAGCAUUUUUCUGCUAGUAGUAAUCAACUAUCAUCAUCAUCAGAUGCCUUUAAAUUAAGCCACAGUACUACACAUUCAGGACAAGGGGAUCAGAAUGAAAUGUCUAGAAGUAAGAGCAAAUCUGUGAAAAAGACAAUCAAUUCUGAACAGAAUUCAUCUGAUGAUUUAGAUCUGUUUGAUUUCUUGAAUAAUAAUAGCAAAGCAGUCAGUAUACACUCUAAUAGUAGUUCAAUGGGACGAGAUCCAACAAAAUAUGAUUCUCUCUUAUCGAAUACUAAUAGAAUUGAAGAAGAUCAAAGCAGUGGUUAUGAAACCUCUUUAUCGACAAAAAAUACAGAUUCAUAUGUAACCAAAACAGAGAAUGUUGAUGAUGAUUCUUGUGCAAAGGUAGCAACAGCGCCACCACCACCACCACCAACAACAACAACAGCAACUGCCUUAACUGGAGGUGAACCACCCGUUAAAAAAUCAAUAACAAUAACUGAAGAGACCGUGAAUAAGUCGUCGAAUAAUCAGCUAUCGAUUGUCAAUGACUUACGACUAGAAAAUAAGCUUCUUCGUAGUGAAGUUUCAUCGUUAAGUCAAGAAGUCUCUGGACUGUUACGACGUAAUCAUAAAGCUUCAGAAGAGAUUAAACAAUUAACUGGUCAGAUUGAUCGCCUCAAUAAUCAAUUGAAAGAUUCAGAUACACGUGUUCGUGAACUACAAAUCAAGCUGAAAGAAACUGAAUUAUCUAAAAAGUCCUUUGAUGACACCAGCAAUAAUAAUAAAAAUAUUAUUAUUGAACAAUUAGAAAAUAAAGUGAAGGCAACCGAAUCGAAGUUAUCCACAGCACAGAAUGAUUUAAAUCAUUUACAAUCACAAGUAGAGAAGAAUAAAUUGACAAUUAAUACAUUGGAAGCUAACCUACACGAAUCUCGUCAGCAAACUUUAAUCGCAGAUAAAAGAACUGAAUUAGCUCAAAAUGAUAAUAUACGUUUGGCACGUGAAUUAACACAAUAUAAGGAAAAAGCUAAUCAUAUUUUAGCCAUGAAAGAACGGGUAAUAGCUUCACUACGUGGUCAAGAAAUGAGUUCUGAUGGAUCACAAAAUAUUCUUAGCAAUGAAGAGAAUACAGAAAAUGAAUUGAUUAAUUCUAUACGAGCUGAAUGUGAUCUUUUACGUGAAGAGGCUAGUCGAUGGCGUCUUGAAGUUGAUCAUAGAGAAAUGGCUAUCCAGGAAUUAGAAUUACAAAUGCAAACUGAACGUGAAUCAUUACGACGUAAUAUUGAAUUGUAUGAACAACAAGCAGAACGUGAAAAACAGCUGAGAGAAGAAGCUGACACAGAGCUGGCACAUUUACGACAAUCAAUACGUCAAUCCGAGGAGACAUUCAGUCGUCAGAAAGCUGAGCUACACACUAAACUUAUGUCAACUGAAUCAGAAUUGAAUCGAUUAAGACAAUUAGCAUCAUCAGCAUCCAAUGAAUCAUCAGCGUCAUCGCGUCAAUCAAUACCGAGUCGAAGUGAUCCAGAAAAUAUCUUGACACUUGAAUCUCGUAUAAGACAAUUGACCGAUAAUCUCUUAUCGAAACAAGAUGCCUUGGACUCAGUCUUAGCACAGAAUCAUGCUUUGAAGAUUCGACUUGAUCGUGUUAUGAAUGACAAUGAGUCGCUUGUCUCAGCUUUAUCCUCUGAUGACGCUCAGUUGAUCUUAGAAAAUGGUAGACCUUAUCAAUCUGUUGGAUAUGGUUGUACUCGGCUUAAUUUACAUAAUUCACCUAUGCCGAAACAACUGAAAUUAUUGGCCUAUCGGAUCGAUAACUUUGGUAUUCGUAUGGCAAAUACAUUUCGUCGUAUCCCAAUCAUUCGUCUUAUAACAAUAUCCUAUUUAUUGUUACUUCAUAUAUGGAUGAUUCUCUCAUUUCUGCUGCCUGUGAAUAACACGACAACUACUGUUAGUAUGAGUAACAGUAAGUUACCUGCUGAUCAGAAUUCACCGGUUGUCGUCGAUUCAGUUAAUCAAAUUCCUGUUGUGUUAAACAAGCCUUAAACAGCUGUCUUGUUACUUACUGUCUUAUUACUGAAGAUAGAAACUUUAGUCGACUGACUGCUGCUCAUCAAUGAUUUGUAUUUUUUGUUGUUGUUGUUUUGUCCUUGCUAAUUUCGUUGUAUUGUCUCUCCUACUUUUUCUUUUUUGUGAUACUUUAUCUCAUGUCGUACAUGUGACAUUCAAUUUCCCUUUCUGUUAAUCUCUUUUCCGUCUUCUUCUUUGCCUCCUCAUCCGUUUUUUGUAUCCUUUUGAGAAAAAUGGUGUUAUGUUAAUGUGGUGUUGUUGAACUAGUGUGUACAUCUGAGGUGUUUUUGAAAUUCUUUCUUUUUAUUGAUUUUUAUUACUUUCCAGUGAAUUCCUUUAUUUAAAUAUUUCAAUAAAUUAUAACCAAUCAGAUUAAUUCAACCUUUCUUCUUUUUCAAGGUCACCUGUAGAAUGUGCAUAUUUAUAUCUCUGAUAUAAUAAUAAAUUGAAUU
Trichobilharzia szidati is the source of this 2850-nucleotide messenger RNA. The record is from the annotation of a GenBank genome assembly. Lineage: Eukaryota; Metazoa; Platyhelminthes; Trematoda; Strigeidida; Schistosomatidae.